This is a messenger RNA of Colius striatus (speckled mousebird), 2744 nucleotides long. It is a transcript of the gene NICOL1, whose product is annotated as NELL2 interacting cell ontogeny regulator 1. The transcript is spliced from 4 exons. The record is from RefSeq and is a predicted model, not a curated record. The coding region runs from base 107 to 385 and encodes 92 amino acids. NCBI's taxonomy places the organism in Eukaryota, Metazoa, Chordata, Aves, Coliiformes, Coliidae.
GCUGGAGCCUCGCCUGCUCUGCUCACUACAGCUGCUCUGAGGGUCUGGCACAGUGGCAAAGAAGAAGAUCAGGCAGGGAAGAGAGCCUGAAUUAUUGCUGAGAGACAUGGCGUUGCUGCCUGCCUGGAGUGUGACGCGCGUGGCGAUCUCGCUCGUCUCGGUGCUUGGCCUCCUGGGCCUGAGGCUUGCGGGGGCCGACCGGGACUCGGGGAGUGUCAUUCCUGCAGAAAGUCGGCCCUGCGUUGACUGCCAUGCCUUUGAGUUCAUGCAGAGGGCGUUGCAGGACUUAAAGAAGACGGCGUAUAAUCUAGACACGCGGACAGAAACCCUCCUCCUGAGAGCAGAAAAGAGAGGCCUAUGUGAUUGCUUUCGUGUACUACACUGAAACGAGCACUGGGAUUUGAGCAAUGGACAUUUAUUCAAUUUCAAAAAGCUGUUCAAUAAAUUACAGGAAGACCUAGAGUGCAACUUGUGCCACACCACAAGGAAAACAGUUUUUAUCCACACAGGCAUGGCUCAGAUCAUUUUUGCUUUGAUGUGUGUUAUCAUUACUCUAUAUGAUAUUGCAUCUGCUGAAACGUCAACAGAAUAAGCAGUGCCAAAGUCUCACUCACAGGUUUUGUGCAAGGGUAGUAUCUCACUGUUUUGGUAUUUCAAGCCAAAAGUUGUCCUUUGACUCUCAGGCCAACCCCUCAACACAUGUGAUUUGCCAUAGGUCUGGGAAAGUCAGCGGAGUCGUACUCUUUACUAUAUUCGUGGUAGAAUGUAUCUCUACUAUGGAAAGAAAGCCACUUUGCAAUGAUGCACAGCUAAACAUUUACAAACAGGCAGUGGUGGCUUUAUAUAGAAAUUAAUAGUUGUCACUGACUGCUUGGCAGUCCAAGGAAGGUAUUUGUUCCCAAUUGUAGCAAUAGCCCAGUGCACAGCAAACACAGUAAUCUGUAUCACCAUUCUCAUUUCUUCAGAGCCCCUCAGUAGCUGUGAUCUUUUUUGGAGAGAUUUAUUAAGUAUCUAAUGUGAUCAGUAACAUUUGUAAUCACAUGAAUACUGCCUGGCAAUUGAACUGAUUGCAUCUGCCAAAAUCUUCCGGGGAAGUGUCUUUCAUUAGGCAAAUCACAUACUGGAUUGAGCCACUCAAACUGGCCUCUACAGAGAGCUUUGGCAGAGAGCCUACCAAACGCCUCCAUGCCCAGGAGUCUCCUGCAAACUGCAUUUUGAGAAAUAUUUCACUUCUUCCAAAAUGGGCCAUAGCUCUUGCACGGACUUUACACCCCAUAGGAGCAGGUUACAGCGCUGGUACUAUUAAUAAACCUACUGCAGUCGGUGUGAGACAAGAAUAAAACAACGUAGCACUGGUAGUAGUAAAGAUUGCUUUCUGUUACCCUUUGAAGAAGAAUGGCAAAUCCUUUCUCAUUGUUUUCCUUUUCCCCUCUGUUUUGGGGAGGAGAGCAGAGAAUGACCCCGGUGGAAAGUUCUUGUAGAUAAUAAUAAAUUUUUCCUAGGGCUCAAAAUAUCACCCCCAAAGUACAAUUAAUAGGGAUGUGUAUAUCAGCCAAAGUAUCUAUGUACAGGCUAGAAACUUUUAGACUAACAAGAGUAUGAAAGCAGCAGCAACAGCAGUGGUUUUCAGUCAUUUCACCAAUUCUUAGUAGUUCUUUUUCUUCUGGUAAGUGGCUGAUAUAUUGCUGUGGCUCUGCUCAGUAAGUUCUGAUGGUAGCUAUCUCUGUGUUUCCAAACUGCUUCUCUCCCAUUUUAUCUACCACAUUAGGCAUAAGAAAAUAAGGAACUGUCACCCACUGCCAACUUACUCUUUUGUGUGCAGUCAUACCAAAUAACACAGAGGAUUGUAUUACCAUAUACUGUGCCAAAGUUGUUUGAAAGGCAUGUGGUCCUCAGCAAGGAAAAGCUUCCUUGACCUGCAUUUCAAGUAGGAAAUUUGCUUUGUCCUUUGUAGUAUUCUAGAAAGAAACCUUUCUAGGUCAUCAGGUUCUAGUUUGUAUAAGAGAGAAGCAGCAUGACACAGCAACACAUUGCUUCCAGGGGCAGUGCACUCCACUGUAGCACUGGGAACUGGCUGAUGGGAAGCAACAGAAGUUCUUGUCACAGACCUUAUUUGAUUUUACAGAGAAACCAAUAGGUUUAACACAACUCUGUUGCAAAAUACCUACCUUAGGUUGUGUUCUUCCCACUGAGAUUUGAACCAAAGUGCUGCACAGAUUUCAGGCUGGCUUUUUGCAGGAGGUGAAGUUCCAGCACUGAGCCUGUGUCUUUUCCAGUACAGCUCACCUUAUCAGGGAGCAGCAUGUCUGUGGUUUUGUCCUGCUUUCAUGCAUGCUUAUUCUGCUGGUACCUUAAAGAAUCUUGCAAAGUCCUGUUAGCAAGCACUGUUUCUUUUGGCUGUGUUUCUGUUUAGAAAGAUGGUUGCUCACAGUUGAGUCCUGAUACGUGCAGGUUGUUAUAACAGAAAGGUGGAAUGAAUGACAAGCGGAUGCUCUCUGGCUCCCAGAGGGAUCAGAGUGACACUGCAACUUUGCAGUUGUGGUUAUUCUGUAUGUACUCCUCUUUGUCUGGAAUACAAUACAAUAAAAGGGCAAGAUGCAUUAUAGCAUUUGGUGUGCUCUGUUAGUGAUUUGAAAAAUGAUAUUCCUUAUGCAUGAAAAAAGAAAGAGUUAAUAAAUAUCUGGUCUUUAAUUAGGUGGGAAAUCCAUGGAGAAAAAGAAAAAAGCUAUUUUGAAUAGGAAAAU